Botrytis sinoallii is the source of this 1369-nucleotide messenger RNA. RefSeq lists its product as uncharacterized. The record is from RefSeq and is a predicted model, not a curated record. The transcript has 2 exons. NCBI's taxonomy places the organism in Eukaryota, Fungi, Ascomycota, Leotiomycetes, Helotiales, Sclerotiniaceae. Bases 274 to 957 code for a protein of 227 amino acids.
GAUCAGCUGUAUACAUGGCGGCGAGUAUAAGAUAAGAUUGGUUGCGCUGAGUCGUAUGAUGGCACGAAGUUCAUACAAAAGAAAAGAAGUUAAUGCCUUACUAAUAAGGUUCUAAGUUCAACUUUAACCCCAGAACGCGCAAUUCCGAACGGGCCGGAUGGAAACAUGAGUCCGGGGAGACGACGACAUGUAUAAAUCGUGGCACCUCAUCUGGCAUCUAACGACUAUCGUCUUCUCACUAGUACUACAUGAAAAUCUUACACGACGUUAAUCAUGGCGUCUCCAAACAAACCUGGACUCCCAACCUUCCACCACCUCAAUGACUCCCAAUCCCAACGAAUCCUCUGGUUUCUCGAAGAAUUGGGAAUUGAAUACAACCUCGUAUGCCAUACACGCGUGGAAGGUCGUGCACCACCCGAACUCAAAAAUGUUCAUUUCAUGGGAAAGGCCCCAGUUCUUGUCACAUCCGACAAUGUGCCCAUCGCAGAAAGUAGUGCAAUCCUCGGAUACCUGAUUGAUACGUACGAUAAAGAUGGUAGAUUUGCCGCACAGGAUAAGGUUCGCGAUGAGAGUUUGUCGUCCUUCGCUGGGUCGACUAUUGGAACUAUCGGAAUGAUUGAGUUGAUAUUUGAUAUCGUGGCAGGAAGAUCUCCGUGGCCACUAUCAAUAUUACUCGGUGGUGUCAAGUCGAACGUACAUAAAAGCUUCACCGGGCCGGAAUAUGCAACUCAAUUUCAAUAUCUGGAGAAGGAACUGACAGAUGACUGGUUCAAUGGAAAGAAUUUGGGAAGGUCUGAUGUAAUGCUGAGUUGGCCCAUGGAUUUCUUGGCUGCAAAGAAGUAUGUGGACUUUGAGAAGUACCCCAAGAUUUUCCAGUGGAGAAAGAGGAUACAAGAGAGAGAUGCUUGGAAGAGUGCAAUGGAAAAGGGUAAUGGGUAUAAUUUGGCGGAGAUGUAAAGGGGAAUUGUCUGUUGUUUUUGCUGAAAUUGAAACUGGCAUGUAGGAUCAACGAGUAAUUUUUUAUGAUGUACAACUGUCUCAAUUUAAUAUUGCAUCGAUGUUAGUACGUCUGAUGCUUAUGAUCGCAUUUUCACUUUCCUCUCAAAAACAUGUCUACAGUUAUCGUGCACUCCUACUAGCCGAAAUGCAUUUUUUCCAUUUUUGAUGUGUUUUAUUCUUCAAUACUAUAAUUUAUUUUAUUAAUUAUAUUAUUAUAACCGAUCUUGGAGGUUAGCUUUUAUAAUAAUAAGGAAUAGUAUUAUUAUAAUGAUAGUGGAAGAUCUAGUCAGUUUAAGCUUGAGGGAUAAAUCGAAUAUAUAGAAUAAGAGUUGAAUUGAAGUCAAUUUAGAAGAGCUAGGCUGAGUUGAGA